GUCUUUCAUCUUGAAGCGUGUAGUGACGGUCCAGUUGUCCUAGCAGCGCAAUGGCGAGCUUAAUAACCGAAAUGUUGACAGAAACCGCAGCGGCUCUUCGCUUUGUGAAGUCAGUCCACCACAGACGCUUGAGCUGGCUGUCUGCAUGUGGAGGAAGAGGCCGAUACUUGUCUGUGAGUCACAGGAGUAUGGCGAGAACAGCUUCAAGUCGAUGGGAGCCUAAAGAAAAAGUGCACAUCCCAGGACUGGAGAAGGUCACCUAUGGAGAAAAGAUGCAUUACGUCCCGGGGCUUGCUAAACCCAUUUACCCGGAGUGGAGCAGGGACUACACCGACCCCCGGCAUUAUAAGUCUCCCCCUGUUGAGGAGAUGCCUUUGUACAAGCAGAAGGAAUGUUAUAUGUUCCAUCAGAGGACCAGCCUACUGGAAGGUGUUCGUCAGGCUCUUUGGUUAACAAAAAGCAAGGUAAUCUCUGGUUUACCACAGGAGCUUCUCUCCCUGGCAGAAAGUCCUGCUAAUCAGCUACCCAAUCAGGACAGUCGUGUUCAGAACGCCAUCAAACACGCCCGAUUCUGGGACACAACCCAAGAACGACCACCUAGAGUGAAAUACAGCAACACACUCCUCUUCAACCUGCUCCAUCUUUGUUCCAAUCUCCAGUGCACUCAUCCGCUGACGAGAAGGAGAAUGAUUGCUGAGAAGUGCUCAUUCGCAGCAUCGUGGACAAGAGGCGACGACCUGUUCCAGAUUCGGGGUCAAAAUGGUUUAGUGUAUAACAGCAUGGAUCCUCUCACAAGAGUUUCUGGAACACAGGAAGUGUCCGCCACAGCAGAUCAUACCCUUGAAACCUUCUAUCCCGUGUCGCCUACGGUGGACUUGCAGAAAGUGCAUGUGUACAAGGAAGACGUGAACUGCACAGGUUUUGGAGAUAAAUAUUUUUUCCCUCACGCCCACACACUUUACUUUUUGGAAGACGAGGAUGUUCGCUGUAAGCUUCGCCCUGAGCAGUUCAGAGCCAAGAUGAUCAUGUUCCUGUUUGGAUCUGCUCUGGCACGUGCACACAAACUGUUUGGGGCCAAGACUAUGUGUGUGUUAGACCAUCCUAUUACAGUACAGGCAGUGGGGACCAAUGGCAGAAUCUUCCAGUUCAUGGUUUUCCAGCUCAACACUACAGAUCUGAGACAAGACGACGGCAUCAAGAACCAGGUUUGGCUGGAUGAAGAUGUCGAGCUCUACGAUUUUGCAAAAGUCCGACCACUCAUCAAAAAGAAAGAAGUGAAGGUUCCAGCCGGUCUAGCAGGAUAUAAGGCAGAGACCUUCUCCAAGUUCCUUGCCCUGUACCUUCACGGCACGGUGUAGCCCUAAGACCCCAGGUACUAAGUGUAAGUCAGUGUUUGCAAUGACAACAAUGUCACGUGUGAAGACUGCCAUACCAUUGAGUCAUCACAAAUACACUCUUGGCCAAAAGUA
Molecule: messenger RNA, 1469 nt
Organism: Nerophis lumbriciformis (worm pipefish)
Lineage: Eukaryota; Metazoa; Chordata; Actinopteri; Syngnathiformes; Syngnathidae
Product: large ribosomal subunit protein mL37-like
Biological process (GO): translation
Cellular component (GO): mitochondrion; ribosome
Molecular function (GO): structural constituent of ribosome
Source: RefSeq, a predicted model, not a curated record